UUCUUAACUGAACAGACCCCCUAGGUUGCUGUUUCAACUGAUCUAUUUACUCAAAUGCCAACAGUCCCGAUUACCUUGAAAAUGUCCCGCGUCCCGAUGCAUAGGAAUAAAGUACUGAUAUUUACACAUAGAAAAAAAAUCAUUUAUGCUGCACAGUAGAGUUAGUGAAAAUCAUCUGCUGGUCACUAACUUACUAGUAUACAAAGUCCUCAUUCUCCCCUGCCCCCACACUCUCUCACACACGACAAGCAUUUCCUCUCCAGCAACUGUAUAUAUAACGUAGGCUGCCGCAGACUGGCUCACACAGCACCUCCCACUCUGACACAAUGGCCAGACUGGACAUCACAGAGAGCUUCCACCAGACCGACUUCCCAGGACACCUGCACACCCAGGAGUCUCUGCGCUUCGCCCAGGAGUUUGAAUUCCAGGACUCUGACACCCUCAUUGUCACCUACCCCAAGUCAGGCACCACCUGGAUGCAGGAAAUCCUGACCCUGGUGUCCAGCAGAGGAGACCCAACUCCAGCAAAGACCAUACCGAAUUGGGCGCGGGCCCCCUGGCUGGAGCAGUAUUACUUCCGGGACAUCCUCAGGGCCUCACAGGGCCCCAGACUCAUCACUACACACCUGCCCUAUGAAGUCCUGGCCUCGGCUCUCCGUGGCUCCAAGGCAAAGGUGAUCUAUGUUGCCCGAAACCCCAAAGAUGUUGCAGUAUCUUACUACCACUUCCAUAAAAUGGCUAAAUUCCUGCCUGACCCCAACACAUUCGAGGAGUUCCUGGACAAUUUUAUGGAAGGAACAGUGCAUUAUGGGUCGUGGUUUGACCAUGUCAAGGGCUGGACCAAUCACAGAAAUGACCUCAACUUCUUCUACAUCACAUAUGAGGAGAUGUUGCAUAACCUGAGAGCCUCUCUGGAGAAGCUGUGUGGUUUUCUACAGUGCCCCCUGCUGCCAGAAGAAUUGACGAACAUCCAGAGACAUUGCUCUUUCAACAGCAUGAAAGAGAACAACAUGGUGAACUACACUCUUAUACCCAGCGAGAUCAUGGACCAUAGCAAGAGCCAGUUCAUGAGGAAGGGUAAAACCGGAGACUGGAAGGAACUUUUCAGCAGCAAACAGAACAAUCACUUUGACGACAUUUUUGAGGAAGAGAUGCUUGAUUCCGAGCUGGAGUUCAUCUGGGAGUGAUUCCUCUGGUCUAACAGAGCUGGGGUUCAUCUAAGAGUAAUUCCUCUUGUGUAACAGAGCUGUGGUUUAUCUGGGAAUAGGAUUUGGUAUCCCAAAGACCUAAAGUAAAGCCUAAUAUCUUACUGUAAUAUAUGAUAGUGAAUAUACUGUAAAGUAUAGUAUUAUUACCUCAUUAUGAUAUUUAAAAUCAUUUAAAUGACACAGUUAUAUACUGUAAGAACACAUGUGUAAUUCUUAAAGGGUUGCAAUCUUACUGUACAAGUAGCGUUAACUUUAAUUUAUGCAAAGAAAUGACAAGUGAGUACAUUAGACUCCAGAUUAACUCAAUUUCAGUGUAACUGCAUUGUAACUGCUAUAAUUGUUCUGCUUUUGUAGUGUGGUAAUAUGCAGGUUGUUAAGCUAUAGUCGAAUGUCACUGCUCCUAUACCUCACAUAUCUAGUAGUAUUGCCACUGUAGGAAAUGUACUGCAAUUUUAUAACAAGUUGUAAUAAAAAACGUAAUGUAAGCUUUAUUGUAAACCACUGUGUUUUAGACAUUUUUGUAUUAGAUAGAUAUUUGUUUUUGAGACACUUUAAUUAAUAUUACUUAACGUAUAAUGUAUUUUCAUAUAUGAUGUUACAUGAUGUUUUAUAUGGUUUUGUAUUUGCACUUUAUUGUAUUAAUAUUCGUUGUUUGUCCAUUUUUCAAGAUGUUAAUAUAUAGAGUAUGUAGCUUUAUGAAAUAUAUUAUACGAAAAGCAGACAGAUAAUAAAUAAAAUGCCAGCUCACAGCGAUGUGUAGUGUCCAGACACUUUUAACAAACAGUUUAGCAAAUACCUUUUAGAAAUAACAAUAAAAAAAAAUGAA
This is a messenger RNA of Acipenser ruthenus (sterlet), 2034 nucleotides long. RefSeq names its product sulfotransferase 2B1-like. The transcript has 7 exons. Gene Ontology annotation, cellular component: cytoplasm. The record is from RefSeq and is a predicted model, not a curated record. Gene Ontology annotation, molecular function: sulfotransferase activity. NCBI's taxonomy places the organism in Eukaryota, Metazoa, Chordata, Actinopteri, Acipenseriformes, Acipenseridae. Gene Ontology annotation, biological process: sulfation. The coding region runs from base 327 to 1187 and encodes 286 amino acids.